GACAUUAUCUUCAAAGCAUUUAAUGAAAGAAAUACACGUUAUUCACGCAAAUGUGGAGCAAUUUCAUUUCAUAAAUUCAUGAAAAUUUUAGUUACGUUUUUGAUGCAUUGAAUGAAUAUAUUCGGUUAAAUGCUCAUGCUCUUUCUUCUAUAAUUGACUGACAUUUGUAUGUCGUCACACACACUUUGUUAUGACCGCAAUUUUUUAUUUCUUACUAACUCAUCACAUUGAUUCGUUACGUUUUAAUUCAGAUAACGUGAAGUACUCGAUCGAAAUUUUUCAGACACGCUGUAAAAAUGGCUCAUAAUGACGACUUAAAAAUAAAGCAGUUUCUUAGUAAAUAUGUCAAUCCAGAUGUCACACGUAGAGAUGUUUUCAGAGUUUUGGAAUACUACCGAGGGCUUCAUUGGAAAAUAGAGAAAUUCGUUUUUAAUGAUGGAACUCGGAAGGAACUAAUUAACUUACAAGGAACCAUACCGGUACCCUUUAAAGGAAAUACUUACCACAUACCAAUUUGUAUAUGGUUAAUGGACACACAUCCUAAUAAUGCCCCUAUGUGUUAUGUUACACCUACUCCAGAAAUGAAUAUUAAAGUUAGCAAUUAUGUUGACCAUAAUGGUAAAAUUUACUUGCCAUAUUUACACGAAUGGAUACCUCACAAAUCAGAUUUGUGCAGUCUCAUUCAAGUUAUGAUUGUUGUGUUUGGAGAACAUCCCCCUGUGUAUGCACGUCCAAAAACAGGUCCCCUGUCGAUGAUAAAUACCACGCCAUAUCCUAAACAAUCGACUAUGCCUCCAAUGCCAAUGAAUGUUGGACAACCUGGAUUUCCUCAACCUCCUCAGCAAGGAAUGUCAAAUAUUUAUCCACAGUCAGACUUAUUUGCCAACUACCCUCCUUACCCCACAUCUGGUGUAAAUUAUCCAACACCGAAUUAUCCUAAUUCAUUUCCCUACCCUCCAACUCCUGCGGUUUCUGGAAUUUCAAGUGGGGGAACAGGAACCAUAACAGAAGAGCACAUUAGAGUUUCAUUGCUAUCAGCUAUUGGAGAUAAAUUAAAACGUAGGUUCCGCGAACAAUUCUCGCAAUUACAAGCGGAACUUGAAACAUUAAGACGUACUCAGCAGGAGUUAUCAAAUGGAUCUGCUAAUUUAAGUGAGCUUUUUGCAAAGCUGCAAAUGGAGAAGACUCAGCUUGAAAAAAAUAUUCAAAUAUUGCAAGAAAAAGAAGUGGAAUUGGAGAAAGAAGUUAUGAAACUUUCUGAUAAUCAAACUAUCGAAGUUGAUGAAGCUGUUACUACAAUUGCACCUUUAUAUAAACAAAUGUUAAAUGCAUUCGUUGAGGAAGCUGCUACAGAAGAUGCUAUAUAUUAUUUGGCUGAAGGUUUAAGGAGUGGGAUAAUAGAUUUGGAUGUUUUCUUGAAGCAAGUUAGGCAAUUAUCAAGGAGACAAUUUAUGCUCCGAGCACUAAUGUCACUAUGUCGACAGAAAGCUGGAUUAACAAGUUGAAUAUGAAAUAAAUAUAUAGUUAUCAUUUGCUAUUAUACAUUUAUUUAAAAAUAUACAUUCACUGUAGUUACAUAAAUUACUUUAGAAUUCUAUAAUUUAAGAAAUUUAUGUAAAAUAAAAAAGUUUCUUACUUAUUGAAUAAUAAUGACAUUUGUAAAUCUUUAAAUGGAAUAAAGUUACAAAAUAA
Messenger RNA from Trichogramma pretiosum, 1692 nucleotides. It is a transcript of the gene TSG101, whose product is annotated as tumor susceptibility gene 101 protein. The record is from RefSeq and is a predicted model, not a curated record. Lineage: Eukaryota; Metazoa; Arthropoda; Insecta; Hymenoptera; Trichogrammatidae. Bases 297 to 1505 code for a protein of 402 amino acids. Gene Ontology annotation, molecular function: ubiquitin binding. Gene Ontology annotation, cellular component: ESCRT I complex. Gene Ontology annotation, biological process: endosome to lysosome transport; protein transport; protein modification process. The transcript is spliced from 9 exons.